Messenger RNA from Panicum virgatum (switchgrass), 950 nucleotides. RefSeq lists its product as uncharacterized. Lineage: Eukaryota; Viridiplantae; Streptophyta; Magnoliopsida; Poales; Poaceae. The transcript has 2 exons. The record is from RefSeq and is a predicted model, not a curated record. The coding region runs from base 523 to 891 and encodes 122 amino acids.
CGUGGUGCGCCGUGCGCGCUGCGGCACCGUCUCGCCCGCGGCAUUGGCAGGGCGCCCCAGCGCCAGCAGGGAGAGGCGGAGAGCUCAACUCCCGAAGCCCGGCCACCAGCCACCCCGGCGGGGAGAGGCCGCGGCCACGCAGGACGCACAGCGCCCACACGUGGUGCGCCAGUGCGUGCACCGUGCGUGGCUGGGCGCCGCACGGUGCAAAAGAACGCCUAGGGCUUGGUAAACAACGCUCGUGCACCAGUACGGGCGCGCGCAGAUGUUUUAUUACUUGUAUAGUUGUAUAUGUGUAUAUAUAAUAAGUGGUGUAAGAGAUCUCGCGGGCUUGAGCUUUGACCGCCGGAUCGGUCUCGAGCUGACUACCAGCAAAAAAGGGCAUCGCCGCUUGCGUAUAAAACGUCCACAGAGAUACAUCUUCACCUCCUCUCCUCGUUUUCCUUGCGGCUAAGCUUGAUUUUUUGGAGUGGUUUUGUCCAUACAGAAACACUCACCGUGUAGCAUCAGUAACAGCUCGCCAUGGGUUGCAGAAGGGCCUCUUCGGCCACUCUUCUCAUGGUCGCCUUGGCCGUCGUCGUCUUGCUCGCACUUGACCCUCCCACUGUUGCUCAUGCUCGCCACGUGACGAGCACGUCCAUGUCGACCGGCGAGCAUUUGUCUAGAAAGAAGGAAGGAUUAUUGCAAGGGACGAGGAACCAUGGUGCGGAUCACAGCAAGAACACUGGUGAAACCGUGCGGGUGGAGAAGGGGUUAACGGGAGAAGCUGCGGCCGGCGCGGCCGGAGCAAGCCUCGGCCGCCGCGGAGGAAAUGCUAGUCCUGCUGCGUCUGCCGAGAAGGUUGUGGUUGCGCGCUACGGGCCCAGGCCUCACCCUAAGAAACACAACUAAAUUCAGGUCUAGGUAUCCGUUUGCUGUACCUAUUUCUUCUUGUAGCCUAGUAUUUUCUC